CUCGCCCCAAUCGACCACCAACUCACGAAAUCCCUGAAGCGGAAGCACCCGAGGAAAUCAAAAGGAUUCGCCAACAAAAAUGUCGGGCCGAGGAAAGGGAGGAAAGGGGCUAGGCAAGGGGGGAGCCAAGCGUCACCGUAAAGUUCUCCGAGACAACAUCCAGGGGAUCACAAAGCCGGCGAUCCGACGGUUGGCGAGACGAGGAGGGGUGAAGAGGAUAAGCGGCCUCAUCUACGAGGAGACACGUGGCGUCCUCAAGAUCUUCCUCGAGAACGUCAUCAGGGAUGCCGUCACCUACACCGAGCACGCCCGGAGGAAGACGGUUACUGCUAUGGAUGUUGUUUACGCCCUCAAGCGACAGGGCCGAACCCUCUAUGGAUUUGGGGGUUGAGGGUUUUUACUGUUAGAAGAAUUUGGGUUAAAGCCUAGUAGUGUUGUUUUUAGUGCUUGGAAUUAAAGCGGUUUGUUUAGGCUUUAGAGAUUAGCUAUGGGAUUUUACUGUGGUUGUUUGUGUCUACCAAAUCGGGAUGAGGAUGAAUGUGGAAUUAAAGCAGUUUGUACUAACUUGUUUUGGUUCUUGGCUCAAAUCUGCGAUCAAGGAAUGCAAUUAUCGCUCAAUCAAAAGUGCGGUGGGAUUGGAAUCAAAGCGUAAGGGUUUUGUGUCUUGGAAUGCAAUUAUCGCUCCAUUUGUUCAUCAUGGUCUCGCUUAUGAAGCGGUUCGAUGUUUUGAGGAUAUGGAACAAAAGUGUUUCAAGCCGAAUGAUGUAAACUUAGAUUGCUUUCAGUUUGUAGUCACUCUGGUUUGGUUGGUGAAAGGCUUAUGUUUUGUUU
Messenger RNA from Asparagus officinalis (garden asparagus), 831 nucleotides. RefSeq names its product histone H4. Gene Ontology annotation, cellular component: nucleosome. Lineage: Eukaryota; Viridiplantae; Streptophyta; Magnoliopsida; Asparagales; Asparagaceae. The record is from RefSeq and is a predicted model, not a curated record. The transcript has a single exon. Gene Ontology annotation, molecular function: DNA binding; structural constituent of chromatin; protein heterodimerization activity. Gene Ontology annotation, biological process: nucleosome assembly. Bases 80 to 391 code for a protein of 103 amino acids.